AUGACGACAGGGAAUUCCCAGCCGUUCACGGCACACCCACCUAUCCAGCCGUUCACAAACAACCACUCGCAACCUGCCUCACACGAUCCUGCUGCUCCUACUGCCCCAUCCAAACGAGACUUGGCCUCCUGGUGGAAGACUUUCAAGCGUAACACAAAGAAGGAGGAUGACAAUAAAGCACGGGCAAAUGGUGGAAUCUUUGGUGUCCCACUAAAUGUUAGCAUCAAAUAUGCAAAUGUUGCCAUCUCAUUGACAAAUGAUAAAGGCGAGAGUUUCAUUUAUGGUUAUGUUCCAAUUGUUGUUGCAAAGUGUGGCGUCUUUCUGAAAGAUCAAGCCACCGAAGUCGAAGGCAUUUUCCGUCUGAGCGGUUCCGCACGACGCAUCAAGGAGUUGCAGGAGAUAUUCGACUCGCCCGAGCGCUAUGGCAAAGGUCUGGAUUGGGGGGGAUACACAGUGCAUGAUGCUGCCAACAUACUGCGGCGGUACUUGAACCAGCUGCCUGAACCCAUUGUCCCCCUGGACUUUUAUCAAUCCUUUCGCCAGCCGCUUCGGAAUCAUCAAGCGCAGGCUGUCGGCAGUACUGAUGCAAAGGAAUCCGACACCGGCGACUUCGACUACGAGAAAGCCGUGGCGACGUAUCAGCAACUUAUCCGUGAAUUACCUCCACUGAACAAGCAAUUGCUCCUCUACAUCCUUGACCUUCUUGCCGUUUUCGCGUCGAAGUCGGAGACGAACCGCAUGACCUCGGCCAAUCUGUCUGCCAUUUUUCAGCCUGGCUUGUUGUCACACCCUACACAUGACAUGGCGCCUAAUGAAUACAGGCUUAGUCAAGACGUGUUGAUAUUUCUAAUCGAGAAUCAAGACCAUUUCUUGUUCGGUAUGAACGGUACUGCGGCCGACCCGCAGACAGUCAAAGAAUUCCAAAAUGGUGCCGCCGUUACGCCGUCUCGGGCCCAGGGAGUGCGUCGCUCCGCAUCAAAUGCUAGUGGUGGUGCGGAUAGUCUCAGGAAGUACGAGACCCUUCGCCGCAAUGUGUCUGUGUCAUCUCGCAACUCUGGCAACACCCAGAGCCCAGGUACGCCUUCGUCGACAGUUAGCACUGUGAAACGCAGUAAUACUGUUCCCUCGAAGAAGUCACCUGGUCUAGUUGCGCCGAGAUUGGGUCGCUCUGGCGAGUCAACAAGCCCGUCCUCUUCUGCUGCCUUGACACCUUCAACUGAAGUAAAUCGCACCCUUGCAACUGAAACUAGCAACAAUCCUGCUCAAGAAGCACACCCAGAGCCACCCAAAACGGUAACACAACCGGCGUUCGAAGAACAAACAGCUGAAUCCUCUCAGUAUUUGGAGCCUCAGCCCGCUGUUACAGCGCAAACCCCGCCUGUCACCACACCUACCAGAGAGCGCAAAUUAUCUAGCUUCUUUAGCAAGUCCCCUCCUCCGGUUUCAUCUGAAUACAAGGAGGUCCGCCAGCCUAAUCGGCUGAAAAAGAAGCGGAUCCCCGGUAGUGCUAAUGCCAGCGCUCAAAGCUCUAGUCAAUCUCUUAGUGCUAACGAACCUGGUCUUCACUCAACUUCGCAAGUCGUAACUCCGGUAGCACCGACUUCCAUUGAAGGCAUUACCACUAUAGUCGAGAAUCAUGCUGUUCCUGAGGGCAGCAACAGUCAUCACCAGCAUCAACCGUCGGAAAGCACGCUCAGACCCAAUCGCUCUCGGACGCCUUCCAUGCACUCGAAGUCGUCAUACACCGAUCAUUCUGAUUUUGAUCAAUAUGAGGAGGGUUCGAGAUCAGAGAAGAGGGAUCACCGACGCAGUUGGCGUUUCCCGCUUUCGAGACACCACCAUGAACAGUCAAGUACGUCACCACCACCCGUGGUUGGUGUGAAUUCAAGGGCCGAAUUCAGCACUAGCUCUAUCGGGAGUUCCUUUGCGCAGCGACAAAAUUCCAACAAUGACUCUCAUCAUCCUAGUACCGAUGUGACGUCCGUGCCAGAUAACGAGGGGGGACGAGUUCCGAGCUCAUCUCGUGAUGGCGGGGUAUCCUCGGACAAUGAGAAGCUCAGCCUAUUUGAAAAGCUAAAGGCCAAGGUUGCAUCCAAGAAGGAGGGCAAUGAGCGUGCUAAGAGCCCGCCACGAUCUGACUUGACGCCUGAUCCAAGCCACUCUCAAGUUGAAGAAAAGGAGAAGGAAAAAGAACCGCAAAGUGAGCAGCAGCAGCCGCAGGAGCCGCAGUCACAGCCACAAAUACAAUCAACAAUACCUGAGGGUGAGGAGGAGUGCAACUCGACCCCACCAACAGCAGGUGAAUCAAAUUAA
Messenger RNA from Talaromyces atroroseus, 2313 nucleotides. RefSeq lists its product as hypothetical. The transcript has 3 exons. Lineage: Eukaryota; Fungi; Ascomycota; Eurotiomycetes; Eurotiales; Trichocomaceae. The record is from RefSeq and is a predicted model, not a curated record. Gene Ontology annotation, cellular component: cell cortex. Bases 1 to 2313 code for a protein of 770 amino acids. Gene Ontology annotation, molecular function: GTPase activator activity. Gene Ontology annotation, biological process: activation of GTPase activity; signal transduction; regulation of fungal-type cell wall organization.